AUGGCGCCUAUCGCUGUCGAGGACACGAUUGAGACGCCUGUGGUGUCAAAGAAGCCCGCUGGGGCUUCGAAUGGAGUUGUGAGCAAACCAACACUUGCACGCUGUGAUGCCAACGACCCGGCAACGACGACGGAGCUCCUCGUGUCGAUUAUAGAACGGGAUGGCGGUGUGAUCGUGGAGAACAUCAUCUCCAAGGAACUGGCUACGCAGAUCAAGACUGAGCUGAAGCCUUACUUCGAUACAGACAAAGUUGAUCCUUCAGGAUUCUUUCCCCACACCACACAGAGGGCUACCGGCCUCCUGGCUCGGUCGGAUGGCUGCGUCGAGUUGGCAAUGAAUCCUACAUAUAUCGAUAUAGCCAACAAGAUGAUCUCUUCCACGUAUACAUACUGGAACGGACAGCAGCAAGAGACGGUGUUUUCCAAACCCAUUAUAUCCUCGACCGUUGGUUUCCGAGUAAACCCAGGUGGAAGGCAACAAGCCUUGCACCGCGACGACGGCGACUAUCACACUCGUAAUUGCGACAUGCCCAUGAUGCUGGGUUGUGUAACGGCGUUGACGAAAACCACGGCAGAGAAUGGCGCAACAAUCGCCAUUCCUGGUUCGCACCUCUGGGGUCCAGAUCGCUGCCCUUAUGAUCAUGAGGCGGUUCCAGCCGAACUAGAACCAGGGGAUGCCUUCAUCUUCGUCGGCAAUCUUUAUCAUGCCGGAGGAGCCAAUAUCACAAAGGAUCAAGCUCGCGAGACCGUGGGAAUCUUCUUGUGCAAGCCAUAUUACCGCCCAGCGGAGAAUCAGUUCUUGAUGGUGCCUCCUGAGAAAGCGAAGCGAUUGCCUCCCCAAGCACAGAGGUUACUGGGAUAUGGAAUCAGCCGUCCUGCUGUAGGCUUCAUGGAGUAUCAGGACCCAAUGCGAGUCCUUUUUGGUGUUGAGGACGAGGAGACGGUCGACAUGUGA
Molecule: messenger RNA, 954 nt
Organism: Fonsecaea multimorphosa CBS 102226
Lineage: Eukaryota; Fungi; Ascomycota; Eurotiomycetes; Chaetothyriales; Herpotrichiellaceae
Exons: 3
Coding region: 1-954 (317 amino acids)
Source: RefSeq, a predicted model, not a curated record